This is a messenger RNA of Clarias gariepinus (North African catfish), 1126 nucleotides long. RefSeq names its product ribokinase (gene rbks). Gene Ontology annotation, molecular function: ribokinase activity. Bases 125 to 1060 code for a protein of 311 amino acids. The record is from RefSeq and is a predicted model, not a curated record. Gene Ontology annotation, biological process: D-ribose metabolic process. Lineage: Eukaryota; Metazoa; Chordata; Actinopteri; Siluriformes; Clariidae. The transcript is spliced from 9 exons.
AGCUCGUUCUCACAUACACAUGCUCUACCUGUUACUAUGGUAAUGCAUAUGAGCUGAACUUUGGUCUGUUACCUGGUUGGGUAAAGGUUCAUAGUUCUGUUCUGACAACACGUAGGUUCAGGACAUGGCUGAAGAGCUGGAUGUUGUAGUAGUGGGCUCCUGUAUGACUGAUCUGGUCAGCCAGGCCCCUCGACUACCCAAAGCCGGAGAGACCAUCCAUGGACACAAGUUCUUUAUCGGAUUCGGCGGCAAAGGCGCGAACCAGUGCGUCCAGGCCGCUCGUCUGGGAGCCAAGGCUGCGAUGGUGUGCAAGGUUGGAAAAGACUUUUUCGGGAGCAGCUAUAUUCAGAAUUUUAAAGAGAACUCUGUAAGCACAGCUUUUGUGACUCAGACAGCCGAAGCCAUGACCGGUGCUGCCUCCAUUAUCGUCAACGAUGCAGGUGAAAACGCCAUAGUGAUCGUAGCAGGUGCCAACAUGCUGCUCGGGGAGGAGGAGCUGGAGCGGGCACGCUCGGCCCUGGGUAAAGCCAAAGUGCUGCUCUGCCAGCUGGAGAUCAGCUCACACAUCUCACUGCAGGCCCUGAGAAUGGCACGACAGAGCAACGUGAGGAGCAUCUUUAACCCCGCCCCGGCUAUUCCUGACCUCCACCCUGACUUCUACAAGGAAUCUGAUGUUUUCUGCUGCAAUGAGUCGGAGGCUGAGUUGCUAACGGGGGCUUGUGUAGCGUCAGUGGAUGACGCAGGACGUGCAGGUCUGGAGCUGUUGAGCCGAGGUUGUGCUGCAGUCAUUGUCACUAUGGGUCCACAAGGCUGUGUGGUGUUGCAGGCCUCGAACCCCAAACCCAAACAUAUCCCAACAACUCCGGUCAACCCAGUGGACACCACGGGGGCUGGUGACAGCUUCAUCGGAGCGCUGGCCUUCUACAUGGCCCACCACCCGUCACUGCCUCUGGAAGAGAUGAGCAGGAGAGCCAACCUGGUGGCUGCAGUGUCUGUGCAGGGCGUCGGCACACAAACGUCUUAUCCCUACAAGCAGGACCUGGCAGCAGAACUCUUUUAACUCAUCCUGGUUAUAAAAAAGUGUCUUCAUUCAUUCUAUAGAAAUAAACUCUGACCUCAAACACGG